AUGGUCAACCCCACCAUGUUCUUCGACAUCACUGUCGAUGGCGAGCCCUUGGGCUGCGUCUCUUUUGAGCUGUUUGCAGACAAAGUUCCAAAGACAGCAGAAAACUUUCCUGCUCUGAGCACUGGGGAGAAAGGAUUUGGUUAUAAAGGUUCCUGCUUUCACAGAAUAAUUCCGGGAUUUAUGUGCCAGGGUGGUGACUUCACACGCCAUAAUGGUACUGGUGGCAAGUCCAUCUAUGGCGAGAAAUUUGAUAAUGAGAAUUUCAUCCUGAAGCAUACAGGUCCUGGCAUCUUGUCCAUGGCAAAUGCUGGCCCCAACACAAACGGUUCCCAGUUUUUCAUCUGCACUGCCAAGACUGGGUGA
This is a messenger RNA of Rangifer tarandus platyrhynchus (Svalbard reindeer), 363 nucleotides long. The record is from the annotation of a GenBank genome assembly. NCBI's taxonomy places the organism in Eukaryota, Metazoa, Chordata, Mammalia, Artiodactyla, Cervidae.